This is a messenger RNA of Solea solea (common sole), 1956 nucleotides long. RefSeq names its product T-box transcription factor 16 (gene tbx16). Gene Ontology annotation, cellular component: nucleus. Gene Ontology annotation, molecular function: DNA-binding transcription factor activity, RNA polymerase II-specific; RNA polymerase II cis-regulatory region sequence-specific DNA binding. The record is from RefSeq and is a predicted model, not a curated record. Gene Ontology annotation, biological process: regulation of transcription by RNA polymerase II; pattern specification process; cell fate specification. Lineage: Eukaryota; Metazoa; Chordata; Actinopteri; Pleuronectiformes; Soleidae. The transcript has 9 exons. Bases 211 to 1605 code for a protein of 464 amino acids.
ACCCUGCAGGACUCAAGACCUCUGACAUGUUGUAGCAACAAGCCCUUUGUGACCCUGCGACUCCCUGAUCUGCUGCUGGAUUUCUGAUUUUCCUUUAUUUUGUUUGACAAACGGGAGAAGAGAGUUGAAGAAGUACUUUGGAUUUCACCGAUACAUGGAUUUUUACUGCCUCUGAAUCUCUGUGAACAUUUCCUGUGCUGAACCUGAACAAUGCAGUCCCUCAUAGACUUGAAGCCCAAUUUCAACUGCCCUCCUCCGCCGUCCUCCAUGGCUGCCGGGCCUGAUGCUUAUCUCCAGGGUAACAUCAGGAUGACUCUGGAGGACCCUGAACUCUGGAGGACCUUUCAUGAGAUUGGGACCGAGAUGAUCAUCACUAAACCUGGAAGGAGGAUGUUUCCACACUGUAAAGUGAAUCUCACCGGCCUUAUUCCCUGCGCCAAGUACAUCCUGCUGGUGGAUAUGGUGCCAGAGGACGGGUUCAGGUACAAGUGGAAUAAAGAGAAAUGGGAGGUGGCAGGAAAAGCGGAGCCCCAGCCUCCCUGCAGGACCUACCUCCACCCCGACUCUCCAGCACCGGGGAGCCACUGGAUGAAGCAGUCCGUCUCCUUCCUCAAGCUCAAGCUCACCAACAACACACUGGACCAGCACGGCCAUAUCAUCUUGCACUCCAUGCACCGGUACCACCCGCGCUUCCACAUCGUCCAGGCCGACGACCUGUUCAGCGUCCGCUGGAGCGUCUUCCAGACCUUCACCUUCCCCGAGACGUCCUUCACGGCCGUCACCGCCUACCAGAACACCAAGAUCACUAAACUGAAGAUUGAUCACAACCCGUUUGCUAAAGGUUUUCGAGAGGAGGGUACCAAUAAGAAAAGGCGUCCCAACAAGAGCCCGUCCUGCCUGGAGAAGCGGCAGAAGAUGUCCGACACGAGGGACUCCGAGGAGGAAAAUCCACAAGAUUUCCUCCACUCGUCAUACGAGGGCUACGACGGAGACGAAGCCGAGCUGCCCAAAAAGAAAGAGGUGGACGACAUCAAAGAGGAGCGCUACUCGCCGUGGACAGCGGAGAGGGAGCACCGGGCGAGGACGGAGUCUCCCGCCGGGGCCGAGGCCAGAGAUCUGUACAACGCAGAGCAGCUCGUUCCUGCUCCCGCUUCUUAUCAACUGUACAGGUUCCAUGAGUACGGGAAGGCUCCCUCACCCUCCUCCAGCGUCAGCAGCAGCAACGGCGGCUCAGAGCGCGGCAGCUUCGAGUCCAGGGUCCCCGACAUCGCCACCGUGCCCGAUCACGACUCAUCCAAGCCCCACGAAGUCGCCGGCCCUUCGCCGUGUGGCCCCCAGCACCUGCCGGGCCCCCAGGACUACCCCGGGGUUCUCAACAUGACCGUGGCGCAGGCUGGGAAACCGGGAGUCAUCGGCCACCACAUCUACAGCCCCUACAACGCUGAGCAGCCUCUGGGCCAGUGGAGCAACCCCGGUCCGACCCAGUAUCCACCCCCUCACCACCUGACCGCUGACUACACCGCGCAGGCCGUGCACCACGGCUAUCACCAUGGCAACGUGGCCGAGUGGAGCCAGUACCCGCUGUUCUCGUAUUCCUGCUGGUGAAGGGACCGUCGGUGUCGACGUGACUGAGAAGUGACGCUGCUGUUUUACUGAGUCAAUGCAUGUUUACACAAAAGACUGAGGGGCCCCUGAGGCCCUCGAGGGCCCGGUUUGCCAGAAGAGAAAACCUCACAGAUGAGGAGUCCUCUGCUCAGACUGACAGGAUUCAGGCUGAAGGAUUAACUCCGAAUGAUGAACGAACGGAUGAAUUAAGUGUUUUAUUUAUUUUGUAUUUCAUCUCAUGCUCGAGUGUAAAUAUUAUUUUUGUAUAAAAAAAAACAUUCAAAUGUAAGUGUGCAAUUGAUGUGCUUCUUCAAGUUGUGAUGUGAUCUGAAAAAUAAAAGGCUAAAAUCG